Mus pahari (shrew mouse) is the source of this 794-nucleotide messenger RNA. RefSeq names its product proteasome subunit beta 7 (gene Psmb7). Gene Ontology annotation, molecular function: threonine-type endopeptidase activity. The coding region runs from base 42 to 794 and encodes 250 amino acids. The transcript has 8 exons. Gene Ontology annotation, cellular component: proteasome core complex. The record is from RefSeq and is a predicted model, not a curated record. NCBI's taxonomy places the organism in Eukaryota, Metazoa, Chordata, Mammalia, Rodentia, Muridae.
UGGUCGCUCCGCCCUCGGCCCGGAAACACUUUCUUGGGACGAUGGCGGCUGUGUCGGUGUUUCAGCCACCGGUCGGAGGCUUUUCUUUUGAUAAUUGCCGCAGGAAUGCUGUCUUGGAAGCUGAUUUCGCAAAAAAGGGGUUCAAGCUUCCGAAAGCUCGGAAAACUGGCACUACCAUCGCGGGGGUGGUGUAUAAGGAUGGCAUAGUUCUUGGAGCAGACACAAGAGCAACUGAAGGGAUGGUUGUUGCUGACAAGAACUGUUCAAAAAUUCACUUCAUAUCUCCUAAUAUUUAUUGCUGUGGUGCUGGGACAGCUGCAGACACAGACAUGACGACCCAGCUCAUUUCUUCCAACUUGGAGCUCCACUCUCUCACCACUGGCCGCCUUCCGAGAGUUGUUACAGCUAAUCGGAUGUUGAAGCAGAUGCUUUUCCGGUAUCAAGGUUACAUUGGAGCAGCCCUAGUUUUGGGGGGAGUAGAUGUUACUGGACCUCAUCUCUACAGCAUCUAUCCUCAUGGAUCAACUGAUAAAUUGCCUUAUGUCACUAUGGGUUCUGGUUCCUUGGCAGCAAUGGCUGUGUUUGAAGAUAAGUUUAGGCCAGAUAUGGAGGAGGAGGAAGCCAAGAAGCUGGUGAGUGAGGCUAUUGCAGCUGGCAUCUUUAAUGACUUGGGAUCUGGAAGCAACAUUGAUCUAUGUGUUAUCAGCAAGAGCAAGCUGGACUUUCUUCGUCCAUACUCAGUGCCCAACAAGAAAGGGACCAGAUCUUUCUGGAGUGUUAGUGUGGUCCUCUGA